GACAAGACCAUCUGCAUGAAUACGGUGCAAGGUGUCCAACGGCGAAUACCAGCAUUACAACGUGCAUAAUUUGUUUGGAUGGAGUCAAACAAACCAACCCUGGAUGCCACAAGAGCGGCCACAAAUCCCGAAGUGUCGUGAUUUCUCGGUCAACGUUUCCGGGGUCUGGAAAAAUACUCUGGACAUUGGCUGGGUGAUAACGAAAGUUCUUGGCCUCAACUGGUCUACUCUAUUAUAGGUGCUCUUGAAUUCAACAUGUUUGGUAUACCUUAUAUCGGUGCUGAUAUAUGUGGCUUUAUGCUGAACACAACCAAUGAACUCUGUACUCGCUGGAUGCAGCUAGGAGCCUUCUACACAUUCUCCAGAAACCAUAACGGCAUUGGUAACAUUCCACAGGAUCCUGCUGCUUUAGGAGAGGACGUAGCCGCCAUGUCACAGAUGGCCCUGAGGGCCCGAUACCUUCUUCUUCCUUACCUCUACACACUGUUUCACAAGUCUCAUACCCUUGGGAACACAGUCCUACGACCCUUGCAUCACGAGUUCCCUCGUGAUAAGAUGGCUCUCGGAAUCGAUCGUCAGUUUAUGUGGGGACCAGCUCUUCUGAUAUCUCCCAUCUUAGAGAAGGGUCAGACGCAGCUGUCUAUCUACUUUCCAGCCUCCACAUGGUAUGAUUUCUACACGGGGGAGAGCCUUAGUGAUACCGGUGGGGAAACAGUCACAAUUCUCGUUGGACCACAAACCCACAUCCCAUUACAUCUCCGUGGUGGACAUGUCCUGCCAUUCCAAUACCCAGGAAAUAAUACUUCCAACAGCCGUAAAAAUCCGAUACAGUUGAUGAUUACUCUUGACAAGGCAGGACAAGCCAGUGGCGACUUUUUCUGGGAUGAUGGCGAGUCAGUGGAUACCUAUGAAAAUGGGCAAUAUCUUUAUGCCACAUUUAACGUAGAUCAGAACAGAUUAUCGGUGGCUGUUUUGCAUGACGCUCUUCCAUCUAGUGAGAAGCUGUUUUUUGGUGGUUUCACUGUGUGCGGGAUACAGAGCACUGCUGUGACCAAAGUUGUCAUAAAUGAUGUGGUCCUGGUUAACACCGAUUACAACUACAACAUCUCCAGCAAGGUGCUGCUGGUGUUCACGAAUAUAUCCCUCAGUGGUAACAUCACAGCCACAUGGACGCUUAGUGACGGAUCAGAGAAUGUAGAUUGCAUACCGGAUGUUUACAACAGAAAAGAAAAAUUUUCUUCUGACUCAAAAACUACAUGCCUAAGUAGAGGAUGUAUUUGGUCAACCGAAAAUUUGAACUUGAACAAUGGGCCCUCUCCGUGCUUUCUGAGACCUGAGAUUGGUUACGAAUGGACGAGGAUAGAGGAUAUUCCUAGAGGGAAGAGAUACCACCUACAAAAGAUGGGUUCAUCAAGCAUGUUUCAAAAUGACUUUAAAAACAUUUAUCUUGAUAUUGAAGAGUAUUCGAACGACUUGAUUAGAUUAAAGUUUAACACCGCAGAAGAUCAGAGGUAUGAAGUGCCCAUGGAACUCAACCUGCCAGAAGUGGAAAUAUCGGAUCCACGUUACGUAUUUACAGUUACCAACUUUAGACCAUUCAAUUUCCAAAUUACUAGGCUCAGCACAGGUACCGUGAUAUGGGACACAAGUGUUGGUGGAAUGGUAUUCUCUGACCAGUUCCUUCAGAUAGCAACUCGUCUGCCCUCUCGGAAUGUCUACGGAUUUGGUGAAAAUAACCACGUAAGCUUCCGUCAUGAUUUGAACUACCAACAAUGGGGCUUGUUUGCUCGGGAUCAGCCUCCAGGAUGGGGUGAUCAUCUGAAUUUAUAUGGAGUGCACCCAUUCUACACAUGCGUAGAAAAUGAUGGAAAUACCCAUGGAGUUUUUCUGUUAAACAGUAAUGCCCAAGAUUACUCUCUUAGUCCGUUGCCGAUGCUAACAUACAGAACUAUUGGAGGAAUUUUCGACUUUUUCUUUUUCCUUGGCCCGGAUCCCGAGAGUGUCGUACAGCAGUAUACUGGAAUGAUUGGGCGACCUGUUAUGCCUCCUUACUGGGCCUUAGGAUUUCAAAUAAGUCGGUACAAUUACACCGGAACGGCUGACGUUCGCGCGACAAUUGAAAGAACCAGAAAAGCUAUGAUACCCCAGGAUGUCCAGUAUGUUGAUAUUGACUAUAUGAAUAAGAGAGUGGACUUUACCGUUGACGAUGUGAAUUUCGCUGGACUAAAUGACUAUUUCAAGGAAAUACAAUCCAAGGGCAUGCGGACUGUCGUCAUAUUGGACCCAUGUAUCAUUAGCAACUGGUCUGACUACGAACCCUAUGAAAAGUUCAAACAAGCCGGUGCCAACGUUAAAUGGCCAGCAGACGCCACUCCACCGUAUGGAAGCGUUGAUGACGACCGAUCCGUGUUGGGAUAUGUGUGGCCUCAAGGCAAAGUCAUAUUUCCAGAUUUUUUCCGGAAUGUUUCACGGCAAACUUGGAUCGAUCUGAUUGUGAAAUUUCGAGACACUGUAUCUUUUGAUGGAUUAUGGAUCGACAUGAAUGAACCAGCCAAUUUUGGUACCAAUGAGGAGAGGCCAGUCAAUUGGCCUCCAGAGGUUAAACCCUAUUGGAGUCUGAAAUGUUAUGGAAACAAGUUUGAUAAUCCUCCAUACAAAACAUUCGCCACCUACACUCACAACACGGAAGAAAGGGCAGCUACUUUCCCUGACAAGACAUUGUGUAUGACAGUCAGACAGGGAGAGAACGGAGAGUAUCUGCACUACAAUGUACAUAACCUGUAUGGCUGGAGCCAGACGCUGCCAACGUUACAAGCUGCUCAGAAAGUCACAGGAGAGAGAAGUAUUGUCGUUACCCGGUCAACAUUCCCCGGAAGUGGACGAUACGCAGGUCACUGGUUAGGUGACAACGACAGCACAUGGGAACAACUUAGAGCAUCUGUCAUUGGAAUUAUGGAAUUUAACCUAUUUGGAAUACCUUAUAUUGGCGCUGAUAUAUGCGGCUUCUGGAAAAUUCCUACAAGAGAAAUGUGCUAUCGAUGGAUGCAGCUUGGCGCUUUCUACACAUUCAGCAGGAAUCAUAACGGCGAGGAAAAUCCGCCCCAAGAUCCGGCCUAUUUUGAUGAAGAGUUUCAGGAGAUGUCACGUGACACACUUAACGUCCGUUAUUCGUUGCUGCCAUAUCUUUACACGCUGUUCUACAACGCACAUGUGUUUGGGAACACCGUCAUACGGCCAGUCCACCACGAAUUCCCUACUGAUCCUAACACGUGGUCACUCAGCUUGCAGUUCAUGUGGGGGCGAUCUCUCUUGAUUUGCCCGAUUGUUUACGAGGGCCAAACAGAAUUGAAAUUGUAUCUACCUAAAGCAAGAUGGUACGACUUCUACACGGGUCAUCUGAUUAGUGAGGAAGGAGGAGAUAAUAUAACCCUUUCAGUGAAUGCAAAAACAAAAAUACCGCUCUUCUCUCGGGGUGGCUCAAUUGUUCCGCAACAACAACCUGCUAAUAACACACAUUUCAGUCGACAAAAUCCAAUAUCAUUUGUUGUGAUGCUAGAUAGGUUGGAUGAUGAUGGUGGAACCGCAUAUGGAGAGCUUUUCUGGGACGAUGGAGUAUCAAUAGAUACUAUAGAAAACAACAAAUAUUAUCGCAGCAAACUUUACAGCGAACAGCAAUCUCUAGAUAUGCUGGUACAACAAUCGUCUCCCACUGUAGCCGGAAUGAUUAUCAGCACGAUUACCAUAUCCGGUGUAAACAACAGUGUGGACAGAGUGACUAUUCGAACUACAAAUAUUAUUGUGGAGCAUAAAAGUUUCGUCUACAACAGCAGCUAUAAGGUUCUCAGUUUGGAUAAUUUGAGUCUGAAACUUGAAGAGGACUUUCAUAUUCAGUGGAGCCAUGGCAAGACAAAGGGGAGAUCAAAGAGACAGGCUGGUGGUGUACCUGCUGAGCGAAUAGACUGCAUACCAGAUAACAACAAACACCAGGGCACCCUGGAGAAUGAAUGCAGGAAACGCCAGUGUAUCUGGAAUGCCGACCUUUCACACUAUGAACUGCCCUUCUGUUACAUAGACAACCAUAAAUAUGGGUACACACUGACAAAAGCCACACCAACAGCGACAGGCAUGCGCUUUGAUCUGCGCAAGCGGUCAACAGUUACAAUGUUUGGAGACGACAGUGAUGUCUUACAGUUAAACUUUGAAAGAUGGAGUGACACAACCUUUAGACUAAAGUUUCAUGAUCCAACCAACCCAUUCAAAUAUGAGGUGCCAGUUCCACUGGACAAACCAAACUCCUCUGCUAGCAGACCGAUCUAUACUCUUAAAUACGGAACAAGUAGUGAAGGUUUCUUCUACAUACAGGUGAUACGAAACAGCACCAAAACAGUCAUCUGGGACACUACUCUUGGAGGGUUGGUCUUCUCAGAGCAGUUCCUCCAGAUCGCAACCAGGCUUCCUUCAUCAGAUAUCUAUGGUUUUGGAGAAAAUCGUCAUUUCUCCUUCCGCCAUAGCAUGGAGUACAGGGAAUGGCCUAUGUUUAGCAGGGAUCAGUCACCUGGUGGUCAGGACUAUGCCAAUUUAUAUGGCGUCCAUCCAUAUUACACCUGCAUGGAAGAUGCUAUUGGAAAUUCCCACGGUGUACUUUUGCUGAACAGUAACGCUCAAGAGUAUAUUCUACAUCCAUUGCCUUCGCUUACCUACAGGACAACGGGAGGAAUUUUAGAUUUCUAUUUCUUCAUGGGACCGGAGCCGGAGACAGUGGUACAGCAGUACACUGAGGUUGUAGGCCGUCCGUUGAUGCCGCCAUAUUGGGCUCUCGGUUUCCAGUUGAGUCGUUGGGGCUAUAACACCGUUGACAAUAUGAAGGCUGCUCACGACAGAAUGGUAGCAGCCAAAAUACCUUAUGAUGUACAGUUUGGCGAUAUUGACUACAUGGACGAGAGAAAGGACUUCACAAUCUCUCCGACCAACUUUGCCGGACUGCCUGAUUUCGUAAAGGCCAUCCACAAAGAAGGGAUGAAAUUCAUCAUCAUCUUGGAUCCAGGGCUGGUCUCUAACAUGAGCGGUUACAGACCGUACGAACUCGGACGUCAGAAUGAUGUCUUUAUUAAAUGGCCCCAAGGAACAAGCCCAGACUUUCAGGACCAUCAAACAGAUGACAUGCUCGGAUAUGUUUGGCCGAAGGGAAAGACGGUGUUUCCAGACUUCUUGAACCCAAAAGCAAGAGACGUUUGGAAACAGCUUAUAGCAGAACAACACAAGAUUCUUGAGUUUGACGGACUUUGGAUAGACAUGAAUGAGCCAUCUAAUUUCGGCACCAACCAGCAACGUCCGAUGAACUGGCCUGAGAAAGACAAACCCUAUUGGAGUCUGAAGUGUCCGCAGAGUAAAUGGGAUGACCCUGUUUAUAAACCAAGAUCGAUCAUUGGAGAUCGCUUGUCGGAUAAAACUUUGUGUAUGGUUGGCAUACAGUCGGACGGACAAAGAACCUAUCGCCAUUACGACGUUCACAGUCUAUACGGCUGGUACGAAAUGCUGGCCACAUCGGAAGCUCUUCAAGAGGUGACCAAAAAACGCAGUGUCGUGAUCUCAAGAUCGACAUUUCCAGGUAGUGGCAGACAUGGCUCCCACUGGUUGGGGGACAACCAGAGUAAAUGGUCUCAUCUCAAGGAUUCCGUCAUUGGUAUCCUAGAGUUCAACCUUUUUGGCAUACCAUAUGUUGGGGCAGAUAUCUGUGGAUUCCAAGGUGAGCCGGACGAGGAAAUGUGCGAACGCUGGAUGCAGCUGGGAGCCUUUUACAGCUUUAGCAGAAAUCAUAACGAAGAAGGCACAAAGGACCAAGACCCAGCGGCCUUUUCGCCAGAAGUAGCCUACUCCUCUCGGAAGGCGCUUGAAACUCGAUACAAGCUGCUCCCCUAUCUGUAUACCUUGUUCUUCAGAGCAUACAUGGAAGGCAGUACCGUCAUACGGUCUGUGAUGCAUGAAUAUCCCCACGAUGAACGCGCCAGGGCUUUGGAUACUCAAUUUUUGUGGGGACCAGCUUUUAUGAUAGCACCAGUGUUGGAAAAGGGAUACACCACAAAAGAUGUCUACUUUCCUGCCGAUGUUUGGUACAAUUACAAAACGGGCAUACGUGUGGAGCAUGUUGGCCAAGCUAACACGGUACCGGCACCACGUGAUGAAAUUCCCCUCUAUGUGAGAGGAGGAUACAUCCUUCCAACCCAGCAACCUGGAGCCAAUACACAUAUGAGUCAGUUGAAUCCAAUGGGCUUGGUAAUAGCUACAGACGCGGCCGGGUUUGCUCAAGGAGAACUGUAUUUAGAUGAUGGAGAAUCUAUAAAUGCCACAAUGGAUGGACAGUACUGGUUAUUGAAAAUGGUAUUCCGAGAGAAUGUCCUGCAUGUUUACAACGAACAUCACUUUGACAACUAUAACCUGCCCAUCGUGGACACAUUACGCAUCCUUGGCGUCCACUCUGCACCAACCAUUAUCCAUAAAGACGCAGAAAUGGUCUCCUCGAGGGAUUAUCGCUACUUCUCCGGGAGUAGGGUUUUGGACAUAUUCAACUUGGGCCUUUCGUAUGCCGCAAACUUCACAGUAACCAUAGGAUAGCUACAAUACAUACUGACCCUUCCAUGGAAGUGUAAUUAGGAGUGUACUAAUGAAACAGUACAAAACUACAAUAUCAGUUUUAUAUGUACACAUAUACAAGUAAUAACAAAUAGCGUUGGAUUGCUUGUAAAAGAAGUUAUUUUAUUAGUUAAGUUAUCUUGUCACCAAUAUGAUUUUUUGAAUUGUUUAGCCUCUUGUGAACUGAUCUGAAUAAAAAUACGAAAUAAAAAUUCGUUAUAAAAAUAA
Molecule: messenger RNA, 6858 nt
Organism: Liolophura sinensis
Lineage: Eukaryota; Metazoa; Mollusca; Polyplacophora; Chitonida; Chitonidae
Product: maltase-glucoamylase-like
Exons: 58
Coding region: 256-6612 (2118 amino acids)
Biological process (GO): carbohydrate metabolic process
Molecular function (GO): alpha-1,4-glucosidase activity; carbohydrate binding
Source: RefSeq, a predicted model, not a curated record